UCUCUUCACCAAAAUACGUUGAGCGAUUGCAGUGCUCAGUCAGUUUUUGGUGUGAGCUGAACUAACUGCAAAUUGCAACUCUGGAAAAUCUCUUGUGGGAAUUAUGUUGUUUCAUCUGGUGUUUGUGGCACUGCUGGACCUUUGGUGGUGUCCCUUCAAAUUGUCAGCUGUUAUUUUAUACCCCAAAACGUUGCCUUGUGAUGUGAGCAAGGCCGACAACGGGAGUGCGGUGAUGGUGGACUGCACCGACAGACGCCUCAUAGACAUCCCUGGCGGCAUUCCGAGAGACACCACUAAUCUGACGCUCACCAUCAACCACAUUCCAAAGUUAAACUCCUCCUCUUUUGGCAGUUUGGAGAACCUGACUGAGCUUGAUUUUCGGUGCAACUGCCUCCCCAUUAAAAUCGGCCCGAAAGACCACAUUUGCAUUGGGAGUGUGAUGAUUGAUGACGAUACCUUUGCCGGCUUAAUGAAACUGCAAGCACUGUAUUUAGACGGAAACCAACUCAGUGAUAUACCCAAAGGACUGCCCCCUGAUCUUCACCUGUUGAGCUUAGAAGUCAAUCACAUCUAUGAAAUUUCUCAUGCAAAACUAUCCACAAUCAAAAGUGUUGAGAAGCUCUAUCUUGGUCAAAAUUGCUACUAUCGAAAUCCAUGCAACUUUUCCUACCAAAUUGAGGAGGGGGCCUUUUUACUGCUCACCAAUUUAACACUUCUAUCUCUGAAGGCAAAUAACUUGUCUUUCAUUCCACAUCAACUACCUACAAGCCUGAAGGAGUUGUAUCUCUACAAUAACAACAUUGAGCAGGUCACAGAGAAUGAUUUAAAAAACCUAACAAACCUGGAGAUACUGGACAUAAGCGGGAACUGUCCCCGGUGUUACAAUGCUCCUUUCCCAUGCACACCUUGCCAAAACGAUUCCUCUCUUCAAAUCAGCAAAUCAGCUUUUAAAACGCUGGCAAAACUGAAGACACUCCGUCUGCACAGUAACUCUCUAAAACAUGUGCUACCUGAUUGGUUCGACGGUACAAGAGAGCUGAGAGUCCUCGAUCUAUCAUCCAACUUUUUAGCUUUGGAUAUAAUAAUUACCAGCUUCCCACAAUUUCUGAGUAAACUGGAAGAACUGGACCUGUCAUUUAACUUUGAUCUAAUGCGGUACUCCAAAACUCUAAAGUUGAGCAAACAUUUUUCCCAACUCAAGUCCCUUAAAAUCCUCAGAAUACAAGGCUAUGUCUUUCAACAGCUAAAACAAGACAGCAUUGAUCCUUUAAAAGCACUGCCAAACUUAGAAGUCAUAGACCUGGGUACGAACUUCAUAAAAAUUACAAACCUUAGUAUUUUGAUGGACUUGCCAAGUUUUAAAAUGAUCAGUCUCUCUGAAAACAAAAUAUCGUCCCCAUCUGACAAGGAGAAUGCUGUUGGUUUCUCCGAAGGAGAGGAAGAACCCUUACUCGGUUCGCCCAUGUUGGCUGACUACAAACAUACGGAACUACGAGAGAUGCACUACUUCCGAUAUGAUGAAUACGCGCGUAGUUGCAAAUAUAAGGAUAAAGAACUUGGAAUUAAAAAGACUUUUGCCAAAAUGGAAUGCACACAAUUCGGCAAAACCCUGGAUGUAAGCAGGAACAACAUUUUCUUUCUGCAUUCACGUUUUUUAAAUCUCUCUGAGCUGCGUUGCCUUAAUCUGUCUGGCAAUGCAAUGAGCCAAAGUCUAAAUGGCUCUGAAUUUACCUACCUGAGUAAUUUAAAAUAUCUAGACUUCUCACUGAAUCGUCUGGACCUGCGCUACGCUACUGCCUUUCAAGAGCUGAAAAAUCUGGUGAUCCUCGAUAUUAGUAAAAACAACCAUUAUUUUGAAUCCGAGGGCAUUACUCACAUGCUUAAUUUCACAAAAAGCCUGAAAAAACUCAAGACGCUGCGGAUGAACCACAACAAGAUCUCAACUUCGACAAACACUGAGAUGGAAAGUGAUUCCUUGGAGAGGCUUGAGUUCAUAGAUAACCGACUGGAUAUGUUGUGGCGAGACGGUGACACCAGAUUUGUCAAUUACUUCAAGAAGCUACUUAAUCUGAAGAUGCUCGACAUUUCUCAGAACAACCUCAAUUUCAUCCCGCAUCAAGUGUUCUCGGGUCUGCCAAAGAAGCUGUCUAAGCUCUACAUAAAGCAAAACAAAUUUAAAUCAUUUGCAUGGGAAAAACUACAACUUCUACAAUCACUGCAAGUCUUAGAUCUCAGUGACAACAGCUUAUCGACUGUUCCAAGAAUGCUCUCAAACUGCACCAAAACCCUCAAAAAGCUCAUCUUGAAGGGAAACCAAAUCAGAACCCUCACACCCAAUUUUCUCAUCGAUGCACAUAACUUUACAUAUUUAGACAUCAGUUCUAAUCGCAUACAACACAUUGCGGUAUCGAGCUUCCCCGAUGACGUCGUCAGUCAGAUGGAAAUGCUGCUUUUGCACAACAACGAUUUUGUGUGCUCGUGCAACAUCACUUCUUUUGUCAGAUGGCUCAAAAGUACCACAGUGCCCAUCCCCAAACUGGCCACGGAUGUGACCUGUGCCACUCCAGAGGCACAAAGAGGUAUACCCGUGAUCUCGGUUGACCUGCUGGCCUGUCAACACAAUGAAUUGUCAAUCAUUCUCUACAUGCUCAACGCUUCCCUCGUUCUUUGCUUCCUCAUCCUGUCCAUCUCCAGCCAUCUCUUCCUAUGGGACGUCUGGUACAUCUACCAUUUCUGCCUGGCCAAGUUCAAAGGCUAUAGGCGCUUGAACUCCCAAAGUGCCCUCUAUGACGCCUUUGUGAUUUAUGACAAAGAAGACCCAGCCGUGUUGGAAUGGGUGAGAAAGGAAAUGUGCAUCCACUUGGAGGAACGAGGAGACCGUCAACUGACUUUGUGUCUGGAAGAGCGAGACUGGAUUCCUGGCUGUCCACUGAUCGACAAUCUCUUACAGAGCAUUCACAAGAGCAAGAGGACGGUGUUUGUUCUCACCAAUAGAUACAUCAAAAGCGGAAACUUCAAGACAGCUUUCUACAUGGCCCAGCAAAGGUUAAUGGACGAGAAAAAUGACGUUAUCGUCAUUAUCCUUUUGGAGGAAGUGCCAUGCAAUUCCAAGUACUUAAGAUUGAGGAAAAGGCUGUACAAACGCUCGGUUCUCAAGUGGCCGACAAACCCUCGAGCUCAGCUAUACUUCUGGUUCAACUUGAGAAGUGUUUUAGCCAACGAAAGCCACAAGCAAUACAACAACCUUUUCAAGGAGACACUGUAAAACAAACCAAUAUGGCCAGUAAAGUUAUGCAUGUUGUAUAUCUACAGUUGUGCUCAUAAGAGAAUUUAUGAUUUAUUGGCCAUUCUUCAGAGAAGAUGAAUGAUAACACUUGAAGAAAAAUGAAGAAAAAUGGGCUGCAUGGUCGAGUCGCCAGAAGAAAGCCAUCACUCCAAAUUAUUUUGUUCCAGAAGUUUUGAGGCUUGCCUCUGUGCUGUUUGGCUUAAUGUAAAUGGGUUACUUUGUGACAUUUGCGCAGAAAUUGCUUUCUUCUGGCGACUCGACCAUGCAGCCCAUUUUUCUCCAAGUGCCUCCUUAUUGUGUAUCCUGAAACAGCCACACCACAAUUAUUCUAAGAGUCCUGUGUUUUAGCUGAAGUUAUUUGUGGAUUUCUCUUUGCAUCUCGAACAAUUUUCCAGGCAAUUGUGGCUGAAAUAUUUGCUGGUCUAACUGAAUCCUUUGUCAUUUUGAUUUAAAAAGAGUAAACACAGUUGUUUGCCAAUAAAUAGCUUCACACAACCAUUAAGCAUGAUUGAAAGAAAGGUUUUGUGUUAUCGUUCAUAUUCUCUAAAGAAAGGCCAGAAAUAAUACAUUUUAAACUUAUGAGCACAACUGUAUUAUAAAGUGUGAGCAUGUGUAAAUAAUUUUACCCCAUUAUUGUGACACCAUCCAGGUAAAACAAAAAAAAAUACAUAUAUAUU
This is a messenger RNA of Nerophis ophidion (straightnose pipefish), 3963 nucleotides long. RefSeq names its product toll-like receptor 7 (gene tlr7). The record is from RefSeq and is a predicted model, not a curated record. Gene Ontology annotation, biological process: defense response to virus; toll-like receptor signaling pathway; canonical NF-kappaB signal transduction. Gene Ontology annotation, molecular function: protein binding; pattern recognition receptor activity. Gene Ontology annotation, cellular component: plasma membrane. Bases 104 to 3265 code for a protein of 1053 amino acids. Lineage: Eukaryota; Metazoa; Chordata; Actinopteri; Syngnathiformes; Syngnathidae. The transcript has 2 exons.